CAGAAAUACAAGCUUCUCCUUCAGAAAGAAGAGACAGUUCAGAAGGAACCACAUUACCAGAUGAUCAUGUUACUAUUGUUACUGAUCAGAACUCUGAAGUAUCGAGAAAAGAGGAUGCUGAUGAGCAAAAGAAUUCAGCAAUUACUGAAAUAUCUGGUUCAGAUGAGAAUAGGAAUGGUCAAGUAGCCGAAUCUUCAGAUGAUUCAUUUGACAAUUCAUCAUUCACUGACGAUUCAGUCGAAGAUCCAAACUUUGAAUUCGCCAAUUUCUGGAGAACAUGCCUUAAAAUGCCAUUCCUUCAACUGCCCAGCACUUUCAAUAAAAACAUAUACUUUUCCGAAGCCCCAGCAAACGGGAUACACUAGUUCAACACAAGAAGUAGAGAAAUCCCAAGCAUUACCUGAGACUGAAAUGCUGUUUUCACCUUCAACAAUUACAGAAGAUAAUCCAAAGUCCCAGCAAACUGGAUGUACUGAUGAUUCAAUGAUCAGCAUGAAUACUGGUCCAACAAAAGUGAUAGAAGAUGCCCAAACAUUACCUGAUAAGAAUGCCCUGCUGGAAAAAAUACAAUCCUACCGUACUCCAGCGAAUUCGUCAAGCUUAAAAAUGAAAGAAAUAACUACAGCAAACUCCAGAUCGAAAAAAUAUUUUUGUAUCUAUUGCAAGAAAAUGUUUUCCAAAUUGGUUGUCCACCUUGAGAGGAAGCAUGGAGAAGAACCUGAAGUUCAAAAAUUUCUCUGCUACCUAAAAGUUGCGAGGAAAGGAGAAAAAUAAUUGAUGUACUGAGGAAGGAAGGAUCUUACCAGUACAACACUGACGAGAAUCUAAAUUCGGGGGAUCUUAUCGUCA
This is a messenger RNA of Coccinella septempunctata (seven-spotted ladybird), 849 nucleotides long. RefSeq lists its product as uncharacterized. The transcript is spliced from 6 exons. The record is from RefSeq and is a predicted model, not a curated record. NCBI's taxonomy places the organism in Eukaryota, Metazoa, Arthropoda, Insecta, Coleoptera, Coccinellidae. Bases 199 to 774 code for a protein of 191 amino acids.